Gadus chalcogrammus (walleye pollock) is the source of this 5613-nucleotide messenger RNA. RefSeq names its product collagen alpha-6(IV) chain-like. The annotation marks the transcript as partial. The record is from RefSeq and is a predicted model, not a curated record. Gene Ontology annotation, molecular function: extracellular matrix structural constituent. Gene Ontology annotation, cellular component: collagen trimer. The transcript has 26 exons. NCBI's taxonomy places the organism in Eukaryota, Metazoa, Chordata, Actinopteri, Gadiformes, Gadidae.
AGAGAUGGACAGUUUGGCUUCCCCGGGACCCCAGGGCUACCGGGUGACGGCGGCUUUGGAACCCUCGGGGAGAAGGGCUUCCCCGGGUUCCCCGGGACGAAGGGCCCCCCGGGUCGCGCCGGAGAGUCGGGUCCCGGGUACGUGGGCGCGCCCGGCCUGAGAGGGGGCGCCGGAGAACCCGGCUAUGCUGGGUUACCGGGACAACCGGGUAAUCCUGGACCGCCAGGAGAAAACGGCUGUGCAGAUGUAACUGACGGCUCUUUCAGAGAGGGAACGGGACAAACGAUCCCCUGCCGCAUCCCCGGAGAGGACGGCACACCGGGUUACCCCGGAUCACCCGGGCGACCAGGUCCUAAAGGCCAGCCCGGGUUCUCCGGCAGCUCUGGGCGUCCAGGCUUCAACGGGAACAAGGGAGAGAGGGGAGACCCCGGCUUCGGAGGGCAACCAGGUCCCCAAGGUUUCCCCGGGAUACGGGGGGACCCCGGCUCCCCCGGCCUCCCCGGCCAUGGCUACGACGGCGCCAGAGGGAAGGACGGCCUCCCCGGCAUCCCCGGCGGCAAGGGCCAGCCCGGAGAGGUGCUGGGGGCCACGCCCGGCUCCCCCGGACUCAACGGCCUCCCCGGGACCCCCGGAGACAAGGGCCAGCCGGGGAGCCCCGGUGGGCCGGGCUCCCCUGGUUUCGACGGUCGCUCCGGCGGUCCCGGGCCAAAGGGUGGGCGCGGAGACAGCGGUUAUAACGGUAUUGCCGGUCCCCCCGGCCCGCCCAGCGACAUCACGCGGAGCCUUCCCGGGGCCCGCGGGUCCCCGGGUCUCCCGGGCCCCAACGGAUCUCCAGGCUUCCCUGGUAGGAAGGGCUUCAGAGGAGACCCCGGUCCCAGAGGGCCCGCUGGCAUGAAGGGAACCCCAGGAGAGCCCGGUUACUCUGGGUCCCCCGGGAACCGAGGCGCCCCUGGUCCCCCAGGGCCCGGGACUAGAGACGGAAACCCUGGGAUACCCGGCAGGAAGGGCGACAGAGGCUUCCUAGGUCUGGUUGGUUUCCCGGGUCGCCCCGGGCGCCCCGGCACCCCGGGUCAGCCUGGAGGAAAGGGUUUACCGGGAUCGUCUGGACGUGACGGGGGACCGGGGGGUCUGGGAUAUCAUGGAGCUAAAGGUGAGCGUGGGUACCCGGGUAGCCCGGGCUUGCCCUCUGCCCCUCUCCCGGCCAACUUCUUAGAGAAAGGAGAACCAGGGAACUAUGGAGGUCAAGGUCUCCCCGGCUUCCCCGGACCCAGAGGUGACAAGGGUUUCCCCGGACUGCCCGGUCGCCAGGGUCUUCCUGGAAUUCCCGGUUACGCGGAUCAGAGCAAGGGUCUGCCGGGGUCUCCCGGUUACCCCGGACAACCUGGGACCCCCGGAUACCCCGGGUCCAAGGGGGAACCCGGCAUCCCAGGCUUCCCCGGGACCUUCGGACCGAGUGGGGAUGACGGCGGAUUUGGUUUCCCUGGCAACCCUGGAGAACCCGGUCGCCCCGGGUCUAAAGGUGCGAGAGGAGAAACGUUCAGCUACCCUGGAGGUCCCGGUGCCAAGGGCCAGCCUGGUGAACCAGGCUACCCAGGUGGGCGGGCUAAUGACGGCCUCCCCGGCGACAACGGAUACCCCGGAGGUUCAGGCUACCCCGGCACCAAGGGAGGGCCCGGAGAGCCCGGCAGACCGGGGCUUAUGGGCUCCCCUGGCUUCCCAGGGGCUAAAGGUCUCCCAGGCUACCCAGGGGGCAGAGGCCGUGACGGGACGCCCGGGCAGCCCGGCGGCCCCGCAGGACCGGGGGCUAAAGGUCUACCUGGCUCUAUGGGUCUCCACGGACUCAACGGACUGGCCGGACCGAGAGGUGCUCCGGGAACUCCAGGCCCCAGUAUCGGCGGUCGUCCAGGGACACCGGGAGCUAAUGGGCUGAAGGGAGAGCGAGGAGACUCGUACCCUGGAGGACCAGGCCGCAACGGGGAGAAGGGAGAGAGAGGAGACUCCGGUGGUCCCGGUCUCACUGGAUUCCCAGGGCUCCCUGGGCGUCCAGGAGAGACAGUGGGCUCAGAUAUCCCAGGACCAUUAGGAGACCCUGGCCUGCCCGGUCUGGACGGAGAGUACGGUCUCCGUGGGCCUACAGGACCGCCCGGGCCCCCCGGCCCCGGUACGGCCCAGGGAGACAGAGGUGAUCCCGGUCUGCCGGGCUUCCCUGGCGCCCCUGCUAGGAAGGGAGAAGCAGGACAUCCAGGGGGCCCCGGUUACAACGGCGGCCCCGGGUUCAAAGGAGAGAGAGGCGACACGGGCUACAGCGGGGGUCCUGGGCUGAACGGUUACCGUGGCGAGAACGGUUACUAUGGCGCCCACGGCCUCAAGGGAUCCAGAGGCGGGGCUGGGCGUAAGGGACGUCCAGGCCCUACCUCCACCCCGGCGGCGAUCAGUGUACCGUCUGGGGACCCGGGUGGUCCCGGAGCCCUCGGGGGGCCCGGGAACAGUGGGGAGCCUGGUCAGCCUGGGAUGCCAGGGCGAUCUGGUCCUAAGGGGCGCCCGGGCCCGGUUGGUAAGCUGGGUCGUAUGGGUUCUGGUGGUCUGCUCGGACCGCUCGGAGAUCCGGGUCCCCCUGGCUUCCCUGGACCCGCUGGAGAGCAAGGCUUCCCCGGUCAGCCGGGUAUCCCCGGGGUCGCCGGCGGCGUGGGGCGUAGCCACAGCAUCGGCUACACGCUGGUGAAGCACAGCCAGAACGAGCAGGUGCCCAUGUGUCCGCAGGGCAUGGCCAAGCUGUGGGACGGGUACAGCCUGCUGUACGUGGAGGGGCAGGAGAAGGCCCACAACCAGGACCUCGGUCUGGCUGGAUCCUGUCUCCCUAGGUUCAGCACCAUCCCCUUCCUCUACUGCUCCCCUAACGAGGUCUGCUACUACGCCAGCCGCAACGACAAAUCCUAUUGGCUGUCCACCACCGCGCCAAUUCCCAUGAUGCCCGUCGCCGAGGAGCAGAUCCGCUCCUACAUCAGCAGGUGUUCUGUGUGUGAGGCGCCCUCCCAGGCCGUGGCGGUCCACAGCCAGGACAUGAGCAUCCCAACCUGCCCCCGUGGGUGGAGGAGCCUCUGGAUAGGAUAUUCCUUCCUCAUGCACACGGCGGCGGGCGCGGAGGGCGGCGGCCAGUCGCUGGUCUCCCCGGGCUCGUGCCUGGAGGACUUCCGGGCCACGCCCUUCAUCGAGUGCAACGGCGCUAAGGGCACCUGCCACUACUUCGCCAACAAGUACAGCUUCUGGCUCACCACGGUGGACCAGCGCCGCGAGUUCGUGGACGCCCCGCCUCAGGAGACCCUGAAGGGCGGCACGCAGCUGUCCCGCGUCAGCCGCUGCCAGGUCUGCAGCAAGCUCUUGUAGUCGCCCCGACCCCCCCCCCCUUCGCCCCCCUUCGUCCUCUCCUGGUGGGGAGGGAUGGAGAGACCGACAGGAGGAGGAGGAGGAGGAGGAGGAGGAGGAGGAGGAGGAGGGAGAAAGACUGAUAGAAGCGGUGGUGACGAUGUUGAGGAUGAUGAUGCUUGUGUUAGAACGCCUCCAGUCAUGAUAAGCGUACAGACGAGGAGAGAGAAUGAGGGUGAGCAUGGUAGAGGUCAAGGUGCUAUAAUAAAUACAAGGAGUAACUAUUAGAAAUGAAUGACUGAAAGGAAACGAGGCCCCUCCCCUCGGGGGCUGUGUUGUGGUGAUGGUUUGGGUGUCGAGGAGGAAGAAGAUAAAUGAGGAGGAGUAGGAAGAAAGAGGGGAUUCUCCGUUGUUCUUCACUAGAUUAUUAUUUACAGUGGUGCUAUUGUGUGUCUUCCGUGUUUUUUGAUCUCACAUUAUGUUUUUUAUUUCUUUCUCCUUGUAAUCCUGUGUUUUCACUGGGUUAUCUCGCAUCGAGUGACCCCCCCCCCUCCCCUCCCCCCCCACCGUUCGAUAGAGAGGAAUAAUAGGCCUUGCAGCGCUUCGACUCACCCACAAAUCAUAACAUAGGACUAACCAUGCAGCACUCCCAAUAAAUAUCCAAGCGUCUCCUGUUGGAUAUUGUUGUUCUAUGAAUGACCUCAUUCUUUGUUUGUACUCCCCAUGAAAAUGUUGGUUCUGACUGAAUUGGUUGAGUUUAAGUGUUUUUCUCUCCCAGAGUCUGGUACUGUCAUCCAUACUAUGAUUCCUUUAUCUACUCCUUGUUGAUUUCACGAUAUCCGCACUUUCUUUACAAACCCAAAAAUUAUGCUAAAGGCAGACUGUGAUCGGCAGUCAUCUGGCCAACCCGUGCUAUUUUUACAGUUGUUAAUAUAUUGCACUGAUCUGAUUGGCUUCCUUUGUAUUUUUUUUUACGACCAAUAGGUAUGCUUAAUCAUCUUCUCUAGUUGGAUUUACAGCCUACGCUUUCCCAUAAUUCAACUUUUCACUCUUUGCUAUUAUUGGCAAAACAUUCAUAUAUUUGCUGCUUACGACCGAAUAUCCCCUCAUUCCCACCACCCUGAACAAAAAACUCUUCUAUGCAGAUGACACAUGCAUAAGACACAGACAGUUUGUCGUUGUCGUUGUUGUACAUAGUGCUUAUUGCCUGGCUCCAGUUUGUUGGUAUUAUGAUGUUGAAGCCGAGUCACAUGGUGUAUUUUGUUAAUUGUGGUGCUCUCUUCUUCUUCUCUAUUGUCUUUCCCUGUGGAGUUUCCUUGUCUCUUAGCUAGGGAGAUGCAGCGGGUACGUGAAGCAAGUGUUAUCCCAUCAGCUUUAGCCUCACUAAGGUUAACAUUGCACGUCUCCAGUCAUAGAACCACAUCCAUGAGCGAUCUGUUUCGGCUGCAAUUGUUGUUUACAAUGCCUUGAGACAAACCAGGACCUGGAUCCUCCAUGGCGGCUGUUGCUUGUACCCCCUUUUCGCUAGGCCAGGAUGAUGAGAACCCGGGGGAACCUGUAACCACUAUGGCCCCUGUUUCUGACACGUAGCUUUAUCUCUAUGCUGGUCUCGGCUCUGAGUUAGUGACCUUUUAUGCAUUUUACAUGUUUCAUUAUUUUCACAUCCCCCCCCCCUCCCCCCAUUUGUCUCUUGUCUAUUGUUUGUAAUGUAGAUUGUAAUUAUUUAGUUAAAUCUUAAAGUCACGUUAUUCUCCCAGAUUUUUUUAAUGGUUGUUAUAUACUGAGUUGGGCCGGGGAGAAACUGAGCUGUACAUUCAAUAAAAAUAAAAACCAAAUAAAAAAUGUUUGUAUAUGCCCAAAAAUGUAUUCACCAGAGAUCUUUAGAUGUAACGCAGAAUAACAAGAGAUCCAUGGAUGAACCCUGAACAGACGGAUGAACCGUCUGUUCUUGCUCGGUUCAACAUUUAGAUUUCACACACUGACCUAACAAAGAAAUUGAGAGCUAUGGUACGAUCCAUGUUUCUACACGACUGCAGAGAAAGGAAAGAAUACUUUCCUCCAAGAGGGACGUGGGAGACAUGCGCCCUGGCAUGUCCAAUACCGUAACGUGUAUGUCUGUGCUCACUAUGAAAUAAAGUACAAUACAACUGAACAUCUGGGAAUGGUUUUAUUUAAAUCUGUCUUAUCUGACACAUAAAUCGGCUUUACCAACGCUCAUGUCGGCCCACUGGUCCUCAUGAAGAAUUUAUA